Molecule: messenger RNA, 4436 nt
Organism: Thlaspi arvense
Lineage: Eukaryota; Viridiplantae; Streptophyta; Magnoliopsida; Brassicales; Brassicaceae
Source: the annotation of a GenBank genome assembly
AUGUUUCAUCUUGUAUACAACCGAUAUAACAUGACAGACAAUGAGUCACACAAUGCGGCUCGUAAGGUGCUGCGGUCAGCAACGUGGUCCGAGUUUCACUUCAUAUCUCUUAUCGCCCGACCACGUCGAACUCCUCAUCUCGAUGGGCUUCUCACAAAUGGCAACUUUGAGCAAAUCCCUCUCAAAUCAAAGAUGAAGGGUCGACAAAUAAUCGGCAUUAACUCUCUCCCUCACUGGCAAAUCUCCGGCCACGUGGAGCUAGUCUUCGGUGGGCCUCAGCCCGGUGGAUUCUAUUUUCCGGUCCCACGUGGAGUCCAUGCGGUUAGACUAGGAAACCUGGCCUCCAUCUCUCAAGACGUGAGAGUGAAGCGUGGCUUGGUCUACGCUAUAACGUUUGGAGCCACGAGGAGUUGUGCUCAGGACGAGAACAUCAAAGUCUCUGUGCCUGGUCAGACCAAUGAGCUUCCCAUCCAGACCGUCUUUAGCUCAGACGGUGGAGACACGUACGCUUGGGCUUUCAAGGCAAUGUCCGAUGUGGUUAAGCUCACUUUUCAUAACCCUGGUGUUCAAGAGGACCGCACGUGUGGACCUCUCUUAGAUGUUGUCGCCAUCAAGGAGAUUCUUCCUCUCCAGUAUACCAGAGGAAACUUGGUGAAAAACGGAGGAUUCGAGAUCGGACCACACGUAUUCGCCAACUACUCCACCGGAAUCCUGAUUCCGGCAAGGAUCCAAGACUUUAUCUCUCCACUUCCGGGAUGGAUCGUCGAAUCUCUCAAACCGGUGAAGUACAUCGUUAAACGUCAUUUCAAGGUUCCGUUUGGACAAGCCGCCGUCGAGCUCGUUGCCGGAAGAGAAAGCGCCAUCGCCCAGAUCAUCCGUACCGUCGCCGGUAAAGCGUACAUACUCUCGUUCACGGUCGGCGACGCGCAAAACGGCUGCCACGGGUCCAUGAUGGUGGAGGCGUUCGCGGGAAGCGAGCCGUUUAAACUUCCGUUUGUGUCGGAAGGUAAAGGAGCGUCCAAAACGGGGCGUUUCAAGUUUGUUGCCGAUUCGAAUCGAACCAGGCUAACCUUUUACAGUGCGUUUUACCACACUAAGCUUCAUGACUUCGGCCAUCUUUGUGGGCCUAGAAAAGCGAUAUUUAUUAUUUACGAAGAGCGACCGAAACCGAAAACUAUCCUCUCAAGUCGUAAUCGAACGAAGAUGGCCGUCGAGGAAUCGAACACGACGGUGGACGGUGUCGAGAUACUGAAGCCACGUACGGACAACAGAGAGUAUCGGAGGAUUGUCCUCGAGAACUCGCUUCAAGUCCUGUUGAUCAGCGAUCCCGAUACCGAUAAGUGUGCUGCUUCAAUGAGCGUUAGUGUCGGAUCCUUCUCUGACCCACAAGGACUAGAAGGCUUAGCUCAUUUCCUCGAGCAUAUGCUAUUUUACGCGAGUGCAAAAUACCCAGAGGAAGAUAGUUACUCCAAGUACAUCACUGAGCAUGGAGGCAGCACAAAUGCGUAUACAUCCUCUGAAGAGACAAAUUACCAUUUCGAUGUUAAUGCUGACUGUUUCAAUGAAGCUUUGGACAGAUUUGCUCAGUUCUUUAUCAAACCACUAAUGUCAGCUGAUGCCACCAUGAGGGAGAUUAAGGCUGUUGACUCAGAGAAUCAGAAAAACUUGCUCUCUGAUGGUUGGCGAAUGCGACAGUUACAGAAGCAUCUAAGCAAAGAGGACUAUCCGUUUCAUAAAUUUAGCACAGGAAACAUGGAUACACUUCAUGUACGACCCCAAGCGAAAGGAGUGGAUACAACGAGUGAGCUUAUUAAGUUCUACGAAGAACACUAUUCCGCUAACAUCAUGCAUCUGGUUGUCUAUGGGAAGGAAAGCCUUGACAAAAUUCAAGAUCUUGUGGAAGGGAUGUUCCAGGAAAUCCAAAACACCAACAAAGUUAUCCCUAGAUUUCCUGGCCAGCCAUGUGCUCCGGACCAUUUGCAGGCUGUUCCUAUAAAGCAAGGACACAAGCUCAGUGUUUCAUGGCCUGUAACUCCUAGCAUUCAUCAUUAUGAAGAAGCAGCAAGCCAGUACCUCGGCCAUCUAAUCGGACAUGAAGGCGACGGAAGUUGGGCAACGGGACUGUCCGCUGGUGAAGGAGAUUGGACUCUAGACUAUUCUUUCUUCAAGGUUUCGAUUGACCUUACGGAUGCUGGUCAUGAGCAUAUGCAAGAUAUUUUAGGGUUGCUGUUCAGAUACAUUCAGCUAUUACAACAGACUGGUGUUUGCCAGUGGAUUUUUGAUGAGCUCUCAGCUAUUUGUGAGACAAAAUUUCAUUACCAAGACAAAACAUCACCAAUGUCCUAUAUAGUGGAUAUCGCAUCAAACAUGCAGAUAUUCCCGAGCAGGGACUGGCUGGUUGGAUUAUCACUUCCUUCUAAAUUUAAUCCAGCCACUGUACAAAAGGCUGUAGAUGAGCUUUCUCCUAGUAAUGUUCGAAUCUUUUGGGAAUCACAGAAAUUUGAAGGUCAAACUGACAAGACUGAGCCAUGGUAUAACACUGCCUAUUCUCUUGAGAAGAUAAGCAGCUCCACCAUCCAGGAGUGGGUGCAGUCUGCCCCUGAUGUAAACCUGCAUCUACCAGCGCCUAAUGUCUUCAUUCCUACAGAUUUGUCACUAAAGGAUGCUAAGGACAAGGGGACUGUCCCGGUUUUGUUGAGAAACUCGCCUUUCUCAAGAUUGUGGUACAAGCCAGAUACGAUGUUCUCGAAACCAAAGGCAUAUUUUAAGAUGGAUUUCAACUGCCCACUUGCAGUCAACUCUCCUGACGCAGCAGUUCUUACGGAUAUCUUUACGUGGUUACUGAUGGACUAUCUAAACGAAUAUGCUUAUUAUGCACAAGUUGCUGGUCUUUACUAUGGAGUGAGCCUUUCAGACAAUGGUUUCCAGUUAACUCUUCUUGGUUACAAUCACAAAUUGAGGAUCUUGCUGGAAACUGUUAUUGAAAAGAUGGCAAAUUUUGAAGUUAAACCUGACAGGUUUUCGGUUAUCAAGGAAACUGUCACAAAGGAGUAUCAAAAUUACAAAUUCCGACAGCCAUAUCACCAAGCAAUGUAUUACUGCUCGCUGAUACUACAAGAUCAGACCUGGCCUUGGACAGAGGAGCUAGAUGUCCUUUCUCAUUUGGAAGCUGAAGAUGUAGCUAAGUUUGUCCCAAUGUUGUUAUCAAGGACAUUUAUAGAGUGUUAUAUAGCAGGUAAUGUGGAGAAUAACGAAGCUGAGUCAAUGGUCAAGCAUGUUGAAGAUAUUCUAUUUAAUGAUCCAAAGCCGAUUUGCCGACCUUUGUUCCCAUCCCAACACCUGACUAAUAGAGUUGUAAAGCUCGAAGAAGGAAUGAGGUAUUUCUACCACCAAGAUGGCUCCAACCCCAGUGAUGAAAACUCUGCCCUAGUACACUAUAUUCAGGUUCAUAGAGAUGACUUUGCCAUGAAUAUUAAACUUCAGCUGUUUAGUCUCGUGGCAAAGCAAGCCACCUUUCAUCAACUUAGAACGGUCGAGCAACUUGGUUACAUCACUGCACUUGCUCAGAGGAACGAUUCUGGUAUCUAUGGUGUACAGUUCAUUAUUCAGUCAUCAGUGAAGGGUCCUGGACAUAUAGAUUCGAGGGUGGAGUCAUUACUGAAGAACUUUGAGAGCAAGCUUCGCGAGAUGAGUGAUGAGGAAUUCAAGAGCAAUGUAACAGCUUUGAUAGACAUGAAGCUUGAGAAGCACAAGAACUUGAAGGAGGAAUCCCGGUUUUACUGGCGAGAGAUUCAAAGUGGAACACUCAAAUUCAACCGUAAAGAGGCAGAGGUUGAUGCGCUGAGGCAGCUUCAGAAGCAAGAGUUGAUAGAUUUCUUUGAGGAAUACAUAAAGGUUGGAGCAGCGCAGAAGAAAUCGCUGAGCAUAAGAGUGUACGGGAGCCAGCAUUUGAAAGAGAUGGCGAGUGACAAAGAUCAAGUCCCAUCACCAUCUGUUGAAAUCCAAGAUAUUGUUGGUUUCAGAAAGUCUCAGCCUCUUCACGGCUCCUUCAGGGGAUGCGGACAACCCAAACUGUGAGGGGCUGAAUCUCGUCGUUUCACUAUACAAAGACUAUUUUUUUUUCUGUUCUUUUUAUCCCUUGUGGUUGUAAGAACAAUCAAUAUCGGUUUUGUCAUCGAUUGCUAGAAAACAGAGAUUCAAGCCGAGAAAACUUUGAUGACUCUAAUGAUUCUACUAGCCUUUGUCAUUAAAUACACAGAGAGGAUAAUUGAUGCGUUUGUUUUAUGAUCUUUGAUUGUUUCCUUAAGAAAAAUUCAGAGGAUCCUGGAAUAAGGGAACCUUCUGUUGGAGAAAGAAGCUUCUUGUGUUUAUGGUUUUGUUUGUAUACACUUCAUUGAUCUUAAUUUUGAUUUAUGAUGGGAAGCAGUUUUCUAGAA